GCCACCCCCCUCCCUCCCCCUUUCAGACAGUCUGUUUUUGCUGCAGUGAACGGUAGCAGUAUAAGGAGGGGGAAAAAGCAAGAAAAACAAGGAGCGCGCGACAGAAAAAAAAGCAAGACAGACAGACCCAGAGGGACCCGGAGCAAUCGCGAGCCACCAGAACACCGCUGGUCCAGACCCUGAACAGCAAGGAAAAAAAUCCCGUUGCCGAGGAGAUUCCACGAACCACAUAUUUUGGUGUAAUUUCGGUUAGCCUUCAGCAUCGUUAGGGGCGCCUGCGAGGACACUCGGCAAGAGACGAAUGAAGGCGUGUGUGCGCCAGACCAUGGCAUUCCCGGCAUUCCCAGCGUCGGUUCUCUGGACUCUCGGCUCCUUGACAAUUCUCUGGGCUUCGGUGCAGAGCAACGUCGUUAUGGAGGACGACCCCUUCCAGCCUGUGACCACGGAUGAGACGGUGUCGGUGGGUGGGACGGUGACCCUGACCUGCCGGGUGAUGGAGAGCGACAACUCCUCCCUGCAGUGGUCCAACACCGCCCAGCAGACCCUGUACUUCGGGGACAAGAGAGCUCUAAGAGACAACCGCAUCCAGCUGCAUCGGUCCACGCCCACGGAGCUGUCAAUCACCAUCGCCGAUGUGCAGCUAUCGGACGAUGGAGACUACACCUGCUCCAUCUUCACGAAGCCCAUUCGCACCGCCCGCGCCACAGUCACCGUGCUGGGCGUCCCGGGCAAGCCGCAGAUCCUAACCAACAACGAGGCGGUGCAGGAGGGAGGCACCGUCACCCUGAUCUGCUCCAGCUCGGGCGGGAAACCCGCCGCCAAGCUGCGCUGGUACAAGGACAAGACGGAGCUGACCGGCUCGACGGAGACGGUGCAGGCCGACCCGAACGAACGCACGUUCACGGUGAGGAGCGAGCUGCAGCUCCCCGUCACCCGCGGCGACAACAAAGCCGUCGUCGCCUGCACGGUGGACCACCCCUCCCUCACCGGGGGCGACGAAACGACAGAGGAGGAGCUCAGCGUGCUGUACUCUCCCAUCGUCCACAUCGAACCUGAGACUAAUCUACCCAGAGAGGGAGCCAAGUUCUACCUGCAGUGCAUUGGUGAUGGAAACCCCGAUCCCUCCUCCUUUCUCUGGGAGAAGAAGGACGGCUCGCUGCCCUCGCUGGUCAAGGCCGACGGGAGCUUCCUGCGCUUCGAGCAGCUGAACAAGUCCGACAACGGCGUCUACCUGUGCCAGGUGGACAACGGGAUCGGGACGGGCCUGGCCGACUACGCCCUGCUGGUGCAAGGCCACCCGCAUUCAGACGCCCUCUAUCCUACCUCUGUUUUUAAUCCCUCCCUCUUUCCUUCCUCUCCUCCUGCCUCUUUCCCCUCUUCCUCUUCUUCUCCUUCUCUCUCGUUCAUCUCUUCCUCUCUCUCUUCGUCUGCCUCCUCUUUAAUGUCAACUUCUCCUUAUACCUCUCCUCCCUUGUUAAUGUCUACUUCUCCCUCUCCUUUAGCCUCUUCUUCUCUCUCCAGCUCUUUAUUUCCCUCGGAAAGUGGCUCUCCCUCUCUAUCUCCCUCCCAUCCCCUCCUCUCCUCCUCCCUUUCUCCCUCUCUUACUCCAUCAUCAGUUCCUAUACGGCUGAAUGGACUUUACAGCUUCACAGAUUCUGCAGACAGCGCUGCAGACCCCACCGCCAUGUCCACCUCCUCCGGGGUUGACCACGCUGUGAUUGGUGGAGUGGUUGCGGUCAUUGUCUUCAUCCUCCUCUGUCUCCUCAUUGUCCUGGGCAGGUACCUGAUCAGACACAAAGGGACGUAUCUGACUCACGAGGCGAAGGGUUCGGACGACGCGCCCGAUGCCGACACGGCUAUCAUCAACGCGGAGGGGGGUCACUCUGGAGCGGACGACAAGAAAGAGUACUUCAUCUAGAGAGGGAGGGAGGGAGGGGUGGAGAGAGGGAUAGAGGGAGGGAUGGAGGGAGGAGGAGGGAAAGAGGAGGAGCGGCAUCCGUCUGCCUUCUGCACGCUGUGGGUGUGUGCGUUCGUGGGGGUGGGGGGGGAAGGUGCAGAGAGAAAACUAAAGAAAAAGUAAGAACUGAAGACAGAAAAAAAUCAAAAACAGCAGAAGCAGAAUUAAACUGAUUUUUAACAAAAGGCAUUAAACUCACACACACAUACACACUGACACACUAACUAAAAAGCAACCUUGUACACACAAACGCACUCUCAUGCACACAAACACACGCACACACUCAAACACGAACACAUAUGCAGACGUACGCACUCUCUCUCAAACGCAGAACACGCACACCGAACAGCUUAUGUAGACCGGAGCUAUAACGUUGUGACGUCCUUAGUUGUCUUAUCCGAGGAAACAGAACUUUAUAGAGCCCUGCAAACACUCUGUCUGCCACACACUAAAAGAAGCCUCCACAUCCAAUGUGUGGGAUUCCACUAUAAAUAUAUAAAUAUAUAUAAAUAUAUAGCAUUGUUUUUACUCAACAGAAAAUGGUUCAGUGUACUGUAAAUACUCUUUCUCUCUCUCUUUCUCUCACUCUCUCUCUCACUCUAUCUCUCUCUCUAUCUUUCUCUUGCGCUCCGUAUGUCUUGCUAUGUCUGGUAUUGCGGUAUAUAUUCUAUAGCCUGCCUGUUUUUUCAUACCUGUGUGGAAAUGCUGCGGUGAAAAAAAAAAACAUAUCUGGUGGGGAAAAAAACUGUUUCCAAAUAGAAUCUUAAACUACAGCAGAUGUUUGUAUGAGUUCGGUUUUCUCAGAUUUGCCUCGUUGUGUUGCUGUUCGUUGUCGCGCGGCUAACAGUGGUCUGCUCAGGGGGAAGGCGAUUACAUUCCUUUUCGUCAUCGUCACGAGGGGUUUAUUCACAUCGAAAGCCAUCGUCGGUUUUAACGGUCGCGAUCGCGAUCGCGAUAACCUUAGUCUUUUUUUUUUUUAACGGUCGCUGCGUUUCAUUUCACACUUUUGAGGGAGACUGCUUUUGUGGUGACGUCACUUCCGGUUGUGGAGCCGCGUCGCGGAUUGCCCGCUCCUGCAGAGGGGAAGCCUGGCAGACUGUUAUCCCAGGGUUACCAAAAUGCUCCAGAUCUCUUCUUUUUUUUUUACCUCCCUCCUUCCCUCCUUUCUCUUCUGUGUCCCUCUAUCCUUUCGUUCAAAUCCGUUUUGAUUGGCUGUCCCGGGGCCUAUGCUGCUCAAGCAUGCACAGUUACCUAGAUAUGAAAAGGAGAAAUUAAGCUAACAACAAUAUUCCUGCCUACAGACAACGUAUAUCUGAGUAUUUAAGCAGUCAUCAUUUUAACAUUUUCACUCUCAUUCUCUGCUGCUACUCUGUGUCUCAAUCUUAGACUGUGCAGGGGACAUUGCUCUCUCUCUCUCUCUGUCUUUCCCCCCUCUGUCUCUUUCUUGUAGGUAUUUUCAUGAAAUAUAAAAUAUCGCAAAUCUCAUGCAUGUCUGCAUUUCCCCUUCCUCUCUCUUUCACACUAACCACCCGUUUCCAUCGCUCUCCCUUUUUCCCUUCUCGCACGCAGAGACUCGCACACACGUGCGCACGCACGCACACACACACACACACACACACUCUCACACACUCUCACGCACACACGCUCUCUCACACACACCCAUGGAAUAUGCAUAUAUAAAUAUAUUGCUAGAUUGGCUGCAAUGUUGUCAUUUGCAGCACACUAUACCUGGCAGUUUGGCAUUCUCAGUGGCUGUGUUGGUAUUCUUUAUAGCACUGUCGAUAUGACUGAUAUGUUUCUGUAGCACUGUUGCUUGAUUGUUGUCCACAUAUAUUUGAAAUGUUCAGGGAUUUCUCUCCUGUUCAGUAUAACUGUAUAUACCGACAGUUCUGCCCAGUUUCUGUAUAUGUUCCAGUUCUCCUCACGGGAUGGGAGAAAGCGGUCAUGUGACUCUGUAUCUAUGUAUGGAUAAACUUCCACUUCAGUUGCAUUUGUCUGCAGUGGCCACAGCUCACCACUGGAGGGCAGUGUAAUGCAGCCUGCCUCAGUGUUUCCUGUCUCAUUCUUCUUCUUCUUCCCGCUGAGAAUGAGACCAAUGGGGCUCUUAAUUGUCCUGUUUUAGCAAUGUGUGUUUAAAAAAAGUGUUACAUUUUAAAUUAUUACAAUCUUUUUAUAGCUGUGCAUAUUCCUUUGUGUUAUUUUAAAUGCAAUUCAUUAUUUACAUUUUUACUAGGAGUGCUAAACUUAGAAUUUUAGCUUAGGUUUUUAUGUGAAUUUCAUUGUUUACCAGUUUUCCCAUUUUACCAUAAUUUGUUGUAUAUAGUGUAGCCUUUACUGCCUCUUCUUACAAAUAACACAUGCUUUAGUACAUUGGAACACACACAGACGCAUACACAAGUUGAAGAGUGUGUGUGUGUGUGUGUGUGUGUGUGUGUGGGGGGGGGGUGGGUGAGGGUGAGGUAGGGACAUUAUGCAGUCUGUGGCUGUGGUGUAUGCUUGCAUGUGUGUGUGUGUGCAUGUGUGUGUAUCUGUGUGUGUGCGUGUGUGUGUGUGUGAGGGAGGGAGGGAGGGGUGCUUCAUAACUAAUCCAAAUUGACACAGCUGGAAAUUGUGAAGUUUCACACUUUCAUUGAUGUUUUGUUUUGAAUGACAGGCUGCGUUGGUAUUAUUUUGGAUGACAAGUCUUCCCUUUGAAUAAAAUAUUCAUAUCACAUGGAAAUGGUACUAUUGUUUUUGUUACUUUCUAUCAAUGAUGAUGAAAACACCAAUAAGUCAUCAAAGUAGGACGUUCUACAGAGAACUGUUGUAUUGUUCAAAGUGGAGUUUUUUUUUUGUUUGUUUUUUUUUUGUUACAAUAUCAAUACGUACAGUUCUUCAAAUAAACAUGCAUUUGGGUUAACUUA
Messenger RNA from Anguilla rostrata (American eel), 4860 nucleotides. RefSeq names its product cell adhesion molecule 3 (gene cadm3). The transcript is spliced from 12 exons. The record is from RefSeq and is a predicted model, not a curated record. Bases 302 to 1918 code for a protein of 538 amino acids. Gene Ontology annotation, cellular component: presynaptic membrane. NCBI's taxonomy places the organism in Eukaryota, Metazoa, Chordata, Actinopteri, Anguilliformes, Anguillidae.